UACUAUGUUUCUCUUUCUUUCUCUAUGUAUACACAGAAAUAUGUGUAUAUAUACAUGCAUGUUUGUGCUCACAUACACAUAAUAUAUGAUAUAAUAUCUGGAGUUGGACCUGAAGUAGCAGAUCUAGGGUUUUCACGGAGCAGAACUGGUUUUGAGACUGGAGAUUGGAAAAGUGGGUGCGAAAAUGAGCGAAGGCCAGCGGUUUCAGCUGGGGACAAUUGGGGCACUCAGCUUGUCGGUGGUAUCUUCUGUCUCUAUUGUGAUUUGCAACAAGGCCCUUAUCAGCACCCUUGGUUUCACAUUUGCUACAACUUUGACGAGUUGGCAUCUUCUGGUUACAUUUUGUUCCCUUCAUGUGGCAUUAUGGAUGAAAUUGUUUGAGCACAAGCCUUUUGAUCCACGAGCUGUCAUGGGGUUUGGAAUACUGAAUGGGACGUCCAUUGGCCUUCUCAAUCUAAGUCUGGGGUUCAAUUCUGUUGGCUUUUAUCAGAUGACAAAAUUGGCAAUCAUCCCUUGUACAGUUCUUCUGGAGACUCUAUUCUUCAGGAAAAAGUUCAGUAGGAAGGUCCAGGUUGCACUGGUUGUCCUUCUCUUUGGUGUUGGAAUUGCAACAGUGACUGAUCUACAGCUCAACUUGCUGGGUUCUAUUUUAUCUCUGCUUGCAAUUGUUACGACGUGCAUUGCACAGAUUAUGACUAAUACCAUCCAGAAGAAGUUCAAGGUUUCAUCUACACAGCUUCUGUAUCAAUCUUGCCCAUAUCAAGCAAUUACACUGUUCGUAACUGGACCCUUUUUAGAUGGACUUUUGACAAAUAAAAAUGUAUUUGCUUUCAACUACACACCGAAAGUACUGGCAUUCAUUGUUCUAUCAUGCUUAAUAUCAGUUUCUGUGAACUUCAGUACUUUUCUUGUAAUUGGCAAGACAUCUCCUGUCACCUACCAAGUCUUAGGACAUCUGAAAACUUGCCUUGUUUUAGCCUUUGGAUAUGUUCUCCUUCGUGACCCUUUCAGCUGGCGAAACAUUCUAGGGAUCUUUAUUGCAGUGGUUGGAAUGAUACUCUAUUCAUAUUAUUGCACAAUUGAGAACCAGCAAAAGUCUAGUGAAGCUUCAGUGCAGGUGUCUCAGGCUAAGGAAAGUGAAUCCGAUCCCCUGAUAAGUGCCGAAAAAGGAGGUGGUCAUUUAGUGGAGAGUGGUAUCGCUAAAUCAUCCCCUGGGUGGAAUUCAAACAAAGACUUGCAGGCCUAAAGCCGCUUCAAAUUAUUAUUCAUUGGGUUGCCCUCCUCAUUCAGAGUUGGAAACUGUUACGACGGUGAUGAAGAUGUUGCUGCCAUGGUUUCCUUUAGCCAGAGAGUUGACAUAUGGUGGGCAUUCAGGGGAAAAUUACUUUCUAUUUUGCAGUCAUUAGAGCUAAAGAAUAUGUCGACACAGAGCAAGUUUUGUUAUCUAAUCUAAAAGAUAUGUUCGAGUAUGCAAAAUAUAUUCCCCACAUCUGUUGUCCCGGGAACAGAUAUAUUAGUAUAACAAAACACAGAUUUUGUCUUGAGUCACUUUGUUCAUACGAAUUGAAGUGAAUAAGGAUGUUGGUAUUGGUUUAA
Molecule: messenger RNA, 1596 nt
Organism: Ipomoea triloba (trilobed morning glory)
Lineage: Eukaryota; Viridiplantae; Streptophyta; Magnoliopsida; Solanales; Convolvulaceae
Product: UDP-xylose transporter 3
Exons: 8
Coding region: 185-1246 (353 amino acids)
Cellular component (GO): Golgi apparatus
Molecular function (GO): antiporter activity; UDP-xylose transmembrane transporter activity
Source: RefSeq, a predicted model, not a curated record